This is a messenger RNA of Cynara cardunculus var. scolymus (artichoke), 1537 nucleotides long. RefSeq lists its product as uncharacterized. NCBI's taxonomy places the organism in Eukaryota, Viridiplantae, Streptophyta, Magnoliopsida, Asterales, Asteraceae. Gene Ontology annotation, biological process: positive regulation of SREBP signaling pathway; protein N-linked glycosylation. Bases 431 to 1237 code for a protein of 268 amino acids. The transcript has 3 exons. The record is from RefSeq and is a predicted model, not a curated record. Gene Ontology annotation, molecular function: alpha-1,6-mannosylglycoprotein 6-beta-N-acetylglucosaminyltransferase activity.
GUUGUGAUCACACUCCACGUAUCAAUUGGACGCUGGUACUCUGGGAGAGACUUUUCCAUUCCCGUUUUCAAGCACCAAGAUCGCCCAAAUCGACUGUAACCCUUGAUCUUGCUUUUCGCAUUUGGAACCCUGUGAAAUCACUAUUGAUCAAGAUCGACCUAGCCCUACAUUCUCGAGAUUUAUCAGAACGCAAGGAAAUUAGGGUUCUUGACAUCCAGAACAUUGCUUGGAAAUGGGUAUGUGUUGUAGAUGGAUUAUUGAGUUGAAAUGGUCGUAAAUUUACGUGACAUAUGUUACGAUUUCUAUUGGAAUUUUAAGAGAACGAGUGGACUCGAAGCAUCCUCCAACUGGGAAGCAAAUCUAAGAGAACAAUUGGAACUUUAAAUUUUAAUAUCAUAGUGGUGGGAGAAGGAUUGAGUUCGAGUAUCAUAUGGAUUUCAAGUUCAAAUAUUUGCAACUGCUGAUCUUCAUGUUGGCAUCGGCUGCUUUUGCCAUUAGGAAGGAUGUCAGUUUCCAAGAAACACAAAUCUGCAGAACAACCGUUCAAGGAAGAUAUUUAAUAACUGAUUAUACUGGUUACGUCUGUGAUGCCCUUUCACUUGAUCCUCAGUCCCAUUGCUGCCGUGUGAAAAAAGAACAGUAUAGCUGCCAUGGCUGCAAUCUUGUUUCACAAUGCUGCAAUUCCUACGAAUAUUGUGUUUCUUGCUGCCUAAAUCCUGAAAGAAUACAUAUCGAUCAAGCUUUAACAGUGAAGAUCGCUAAGCCAGUAACUUCCGGGUCCUAUUCAAGUCUUUUUGAUUACUGUGCUGGGAGAUGUCGCCAUAAUUCCGAGAGCGUGGUUCAUGAAAACGCUUAUCACAGUGAAUUCCACCAUUGUUUUGCGCUGCCAUCCAACAUGUCUGCCGGAAUCACUGAUACGCAGAUAGAAGUCCGGCUGAUUGGCAUUAAUGUUAUCGUUGGUAAACAAGGGGAGUCGUGUGAUUCUGUCUGCAAAUCAAGUGGGCAAUCAUGUGUUCCAAGCAAAUUCGUGCUUAUAAAUCAAUGUGAAAUUAUGCAGAAGUAUAUGAAAUGCAGAGGAUCGUGUUUGGCAAGCAUAGGUUCUGACCAACCUGCUGAAGUGGUCGAGGACGCCCCUACAAAUCUGAAUCCAGGAGCAUGCUUAUAUACACGAAGACCAUCGUUGCUUUCUUGUGACGGAUCUCAUCAGCAUACAAGGAGGCUUUGCCCCUGUGCUUAGAAGGUUGAUUGACUUAUCCCAUUUAUGAUUCAGCUAACGGUGUCACCUAGAGGACAAUUGACCCAAUUCAGGCAGCAGAUGUUAUUACAUGCCCUUGCCAUUGUGAGGCUGCUUGCAUCUGCAGAAUGCAAUAGAUGAACCCGUUUUUCAUCAUGCUUGUAAUCUUAGCAAGAUCAGGUGAGUUAAAAUCAUGUAGUAGUUAUCAAUAUAUUUCCGUUGCUAACUUGAUGAUUAAAUGGGAAGUUGUAGUAAAAUUUCAAGUUUGUAGGAAAACGGAAAGCCGGUUAUAGAUAAAUGAAA